UUGAUGGAUUUCAUUUUGGUUGGAAAAACCAAAGUUUGGAACCUCGUAACCUGCAAAACGAAUUCUAUCAAAUCGGGGCAGCUAUAUAAAGGCUCCCUCAGCGCUGUUUUGUCGUGUCUUCCACCUCACAGUUCUGUACAGGUGUGCCGGCACGAUGAAGGUGUUCGUUUUGUUCCUUGCCCUUUGCCUCGUCGCUGUCCAGGCGAGUCCCUAUUACGGAUACAGAAGUUACAAGCAAUACUACCCCAGUUAUUAUGGGAAAUACCAUUACCCUUUGAAAUACUACAAGAACUAUUAUCAUCGACCUUACUACCACCAUUACCGCCGUUACCGACCCACAUACAGACGAUACCACCACGGGUAUCCCUACAAAUACAACUACAAACCCUACUACAGCAAGCACUACUAUUAACUUCUGGUCGAAUAUAGGCGAUGAAGAACAGCGUUUCCACUUGAUGAAAGGUGGAUUGAUAUGUGUUUAUGAAAUAAAGUAUUUCCAAAUA
This is a messenger RNA of Ostrea edulis (European flat oyster), 503 nucleotides long. RefSeq lists its product as uncharacterized. The record is from RefSeq and is a predicted model, not a curated record. NCBI's taxonomy places the organism in Eukaryota, Metazoa, Mollusca, Bivalvia, Ostreida, Ostreidae. The transcript has 4 exons. The coding region runs from base 4 to 429 and encodes 141 amino acids.